AUGGAGACUAAAAGCGAGAUAUUCUCUCAAAGGUUAAUAAAAGCAGUAUUAUGGAAUAUAUGUCUGCAAACGGCACUUGCCAUCUUACUAGUUUUCAUCAUUCAAGUGGAUCUGAUACAUCCCUUAACAUGGAUUUCGUCGACUUUCAAUGAUAUCGCAAGCUGGAAGAUGAGUCUCAACAUCGUUCUUUUAGGACUCGUUUCAUUUUUCCAAGCCUAUAUCUACGGCAGCUACUAUUCAAUGCCAAUACCAAAGUAUUUUUCGAGAUUUUCGAUGUUUCUGAAUCUUUUCUCUGUUCAAAAUAUCGUAUUCAGUACACUAUAUGCUCUUAAUGGGUAUUUUACUAUGUCUUUAUAUUCUUCAUUGGCCAAAAGCAACUACAAUGUACUUAAGAAAAAAUGCGAAAAUUAUGAUGGUCAAUGUUUAUCAGAACAGAGUUUAUUUUUGCAAUUUGCGGGUAUGUGGAUGGGAUUGUAUUAUUUCACUAGCGCUCAUUUAUUUGGUGCAGCAGUUCUAACAUUUCCACACAUCUAUCAAGAGAAGUUUCAACAAAUUAAGUUAGUUAUUAGUAAUAUUAUAUCAAUGGGAUUCCAGCAUUCAGUAACUCCAGUGUUGUAUUACUGCAUUUUCUAUUAUGUGUGGGGCAACAAGCCAAGAAGUGUUGUCUCAGAUGUGUACAGUUUAUAUUUAGAAGAUCCUCCAUUGGACAACAUUAUUAAUUUAAUAAGCUCAGGAAUUUGGAUAGGACUUUGGUUCUAUACAAGCUUAUUCUUUGUAUCAAUCUACACUAUGAAAACAGUUUUUAAUAUAGUGUUGACAGAACCAAUGAAGUUUCCUAUAGAAUCUGAGAAACAGAUGACACUAUAUGAUGCGUUAUCACAGAGGUCGCAGUUCACUGGUUAUUUGGGUGCUAUUGACUUGAAACAUUUGUCAAUGGUAGACCCCGUUAGAAGAUCACAAAUUUUUACUCUAUCACAACCUGGUGGGCACCCGAGAAACUGGAAUAACUUGCUGGAGAAAUGCCUCCUUAUUAUAAAGGAAUUCAACAAAGAGUUGGAUAGCGUGAAUGGUGACACAAAUUCAGUGGAUGACAUACAUCAUAGAAAAGGAUUGAGUAAAGUCCCACUCACACCUCCCUCUUCUUAUUCCGGAGCUUUAAGAAACAUGGCUCAAUCACCCAAUUUGUUAGAACUAAAGGAACAUAAAAGUUAUAAGCUCGAGACCACUUUUGCUGCAACCGCUAAAGAAGAAUUCAACAAUUUCCUUCAGAAGCUAUGUCAGAAACCCGGGAUAAACUACUUUUUUGGAGAAAUGGUGAAUACAAAAUUGAAAUUUAUUUUCAUUCAAGCUCAACCAGUGAUGUGGACUUGUGAGGGGCUUUCUUAUAUUGUGUCGGCUUCAUUGAAGGAAGAUAAAUAUGGUAUAGUCCAGAAUGAUCUACCCCUUGUACUUUCUACUUUAGUUAAUCUUAAACAAAACCUAGAUAAGUUGUCGAAGCCCGGAAUUGUGCCAAGAAAGCAUAUUCUGAAUGAUGUGUUAGCCAUUAAAAUAAGAUCUGCCCUUUUGUCUUCAGUCAAAAGAAGUCUUUAUAGAAUUGUAAUAACAUUUUCUAAGUUUAUUCAUGAGAUACCACUAGAUCCUGAUGUUCAAAUUGCUUUACAGCCAUUUUUAAUUUGUAAGGAAGCAUAA
This is a messenger RNA of Danaus chrysippus (African queen), 1689 nucleotides long. The record is from the annotation of a GenBank genome assembly. Lineage: Eukaryota; Metazoa; Arthropoda; Insecta; Lepidoptera; Nymphalidae.